Sebastes umbrosus (honeycomb rockfish) is the source of this 975-nucleotide messenger RNA. RefSeq names its product pancreatic progenitor cell differentiation and proliferation factor b (gene ppdpfb). Gene Ontology annotation, biological process: cell differentiation; multicellular organism development. The record is from RefSeq and is a predicted model, not a curated record. Bases 246 to 587 code for a protein of 113 amino acids. NCBI's taxonomy places the organism in Eukaryota, Metazoa, Chordata, Actinopteri, Perciformes, Sebastidae. The transcript has 5 exons.
GCUGACCGUUGUGUCCAUCAUUAGCAGCAGCAGCAGCGUCUCCGUCACCGUCCUCCGUUCUCCGUCCAUCUGGACCGUGGAGGGUUCUAUUCACCCAGAACUGAUCUUCAGAUGGGCCCCGUCGCCUAGCGCUCACUCCCCCAGCCUCACCCACUGAGUUCACUCUGGUGCUCCGGACAUCCAGCCCGUCUGGUCCCGAUAGAGGUUUCCAUCACGCACAGCGUUCAGCGACCAACUACAGUAGAAUGGCAGCUAUUCCAGCAGGCGGUUCUCUCGUGGCGACCACUGACUACUACCGAAGGCGCAUCGGCUCUACAUCCAGUAGCAGCUCCUGUGGCAGUUCGGAGUACAGCGGAGAGGUCAUCCCUCACCAUCCAGGACUCCCCAAGCAGGACUCUGGUCAUUGGUGGUCCAGUUUCUUCUUUGGGAAGCAGCCUGGGAUGACCCCGCUGACUGAGGAGGCACAGCAGAAGGCGGGGGUUCAAGGUGCAGUGACGAAUGGUCAGAUCACCUGCGUUGCCAGGGAGAUGGUGAUGAAGCGCCAGGUGAGUGAGAGCAGCGACGCAGGAAGUCCCACCUCCUCCUGAUCCCGCUGUCUCACUCUGAUCCACGCCGCACCUCGAGGGGGGGGAAUCAAACCAACAACCAAUGACCAACGCUAGGUGACGGGACGAUGUCCCGUUAACCACCUUGUAGUUUUUUUAUAUAAUAUUAUUCAUUGUAGUUAUAGGCUGCCUUACCUGUUUUUGUUCCUGUAACCUUUUUUUAUUGACCAAGAAAAAAAAAUAAAUAAAUUUAAAAAAAAACAACAAGAUGAUGAUGCAACUGAGAAACUCCUUUUGUGUUUGUUUUCUAACAUUUGUACGGUGUUUGUAAUACUGUGGUGCACACACAUCCACAUGCCUUUGUUAAACAUUUUUCACUUUUGUCACCCUGUGAUUGCAAAUGCAAUAAAGUUAGACUCUCGCAGCCUAA